This is a messenger RNA of Leptomonas pyrrhocoris, 6308 nucleotides long. RefSeq names its product putative diacylglycerol acyltransferase. The transcript has a single exon. Bases 567 to 6308 code for a protein of 1913 amino acids. Gene Ontology annotation, biological process: lipid metabolic process. Lineage: Eukaryota; Euglenozoa; Kinetoplastea; Trypanosomatida; Trypanosomatidae. The record is from RefSeq and is a predicted model, not a curated record.
AGCGCAGUGGCAACCACUGUAUCGAGCCGCAAUCCUCCUGCACCCUUCAAAGGAGGUUAACCGGAGAGGUGCUGAUGGGUGACCUCCUAUUCCCAUCGCAAUAACACAUACACACAGAGAAGCAGAAUCCACGAAGGGGUUGCGCACGCAUUCGUGCUGCAUCUAUCAUCAUUAUUGUUAUUAUUAUUUAUUUUCAACCUUCAACCUUCGCCGAAACUUCAAAAAGAAAGAAAAAGUAUUAAACACAAAGACCAAGAAAAAAAAAGAAGACAAGUAUAUAUCGUAGGUAGUUUUGAGGUCCGUUAGGCCUUGAGAGGGCAGCUGUAUUUUUAUCUUCUCCGGGUUUGGUGCUCUUCGCGCAUAUCGCCAACCACUCAAAAAAAAAAACCCCGGCAAAUACACACACACACACACACAUACAGCGCCAUACUCAGCGGGGAAAACAAAACAAACAAAAAGAACUCACGCACGUCCGGGGAAAAAAGAAUUCUCCGUAACCUUUGUGAAGCGAACACAGGGCAAAUAUCAGUUAUCCCGUUUAAAAAAGAAAAAAGAAUUCCUCAAAAAUGGACUCGACACAGCACAACCAGGCGGCGGCGGAGGAGGCAUCCGCGAAGACAGAAGUGACCCACGCCGACCCCGCCGCUGAGUCCACGCAGCCACCAGCAAACGAAACGGCAGCAGAAACAACAAUACAUACGCGAAAGCACGAGGAAGCAGGGCAUCCUCCGCCCAUCGAGACUGUAGCUCAGUACAUUCUUGUAAACAAAUCCCAGGAGCGUCGUCACACUCACGCGACCCACAGGCGACGCGAUGGACACACGGAGCGUGCGACCGGCUUCAUCGCGUACCCGCUAGGCAUUGCAUUGUUCACGGCGUGGUUGCUUACCGUAUUUGCGGCAUUUUCCUUCGACGUUGUGUUGGACGUCUUCCAGCGUUAUCUGCUGCUGCGUGAUCCGCCGGCGAUACCGUGGAUGCUGCUCGUCUGCAGCGAUGCGGGCAUUCACCUCUUCCUCACGCUUGUCGUGGUGCUUCUCGGACGCCUCACCAAGCGCCGCUUCCGCUUCUUUCAACCCUUCGUUGGCGGCGAUGCUUUUGUUGUUCUCCAGUUUGUUGGGUACAACUGUGUGUACGUGACCGUGGUGGUGCGUGCGGUGCUCCUUAGCCAACGGCAGGAGCGCUACGGUGCCUACGCCGUUCUGGGUGCAUUUGAGGUGGUGGGGCACUGUUUGCUGCUGUGGUCGCUCUCGUUCUUUCAGUCCCCGCCCCCGCCGAAUGCAUCGCAGCCGCCGGCUUCUCUCUCCGCCAGCAUGGCGCGUGGAUGGCGAGUGCGUCUGGCGAACUCGCUGCAGCGUGAAGUAGCGUGGAUUGUGCUGUGCUGCGGCGUCGUCGUCGUUUCAUCUGUCGUUGCCGAGUACCACUCUCUUUACCGCUUCAUCAACGUACUGGUGGUGACCUGCUUUGUGCUGGCGUCUCUCCUGACGAUUCAGCACGUCAUUGUCCCGCAGUGGCUGGGCCGGCACUUCUACCACGUGCUCCUCCCCGUCGUCUUCCAGUCGCCGACCAUGUACGUCUUGCAAGUCUUUGCCAACGGGCUGCUCUUUAUGACCUUCUAUGCGGAGUUGGUUCUUUUCAACGCGAAGGAGGAUGCGCCGCCGUCGUGGCACCUCUGCUGCGGCUUGAUGGCGGUGAUGGCCAUCGGCGCCCACCUCCUGCUCGUGCAUCAGCUGCACACGUGGGUGGAAGAGGAAGAGGAAGCAGCGGAAGAUGCAGCGGCGAAGAGGAGAGCCGAUUCAGUCCUGUCCUCAGCGAGGGAGGCGAAUGAACACGAGGAGGCCACCUCAGUUCCGUCACAUCUGCCCUCUGCGGCAGCGGCGACGAUACCGCCGCGUCGCGUGUCGAGAAACAAGGAGGGGUACAAGAACGAGAUGGGCUCCUACGGUCCUGUCCUGCCGUCUCUCUUCAGCGUCGUGCUCUGCGCUAUUCUCAUCGGCAUCCUCUACGUCUCCUUCACCUCCGGGGAGCGUAUGAGCCCCUACGUCCGGCAGGGCCUCUUGCAGACCGAGGCGUUGCUCGUCACCCUUCUCUUUGUGCAGCCGUUAAUUACCCAUCUCAUGGGCGUCUUCCUCUACGGCAAGGCCUACCGCAUUUGGCAGCCGUUUGAGGGCAACCUCGACUUUAUUCUCCUGCAGUGUGUGGGCUGGUUCUGCUACGGGCUUGCCAUCUUCUUUGCCCCGCUGCACCUCAACGAGCGCGGCCACGACAACUUUUUGCUCCUCCUGAUGGCGUUCCUCGUCCUUUCGCAGUUCCUCAUUCACAUCUCCGUCGUGCGAUUCGGUCGAGGCAGCGCCGCACCCCCAACGGUGGAUACGGCGCCCGUGGCCACCGCGGAGGCAUCCGGCGGGCACGCCGAGGCAAACAGAACAGCGACGGAGGCGGCGCGGACUGACGAGGACGCCUUGUCAAGCAACCGCGCCGCGAGCCGAUCGCCCGCCCGCAGCGACGCGACGAGCGAAGGAGCGUCGGGCCCGCAGCCGUCGCCCUUUUGGGGGCGCGGCGCCGACGACGCAGCCGAGAACGCGCUCUCUUCGACGGAUGCAGCCGGCGAGGAAAAGGAUGAGGCAGCAGGCGCUCCUCACGGGGCCGGUCUGCUGUCCUCCGUCGUGAAUGGGGAGCUGCUGCUGUCGAUGGUUCUCAUGGGUGUCUCGCUCGUGAUGCGCGUCGUCGUGAUCGCCGCGGCCUACAUCCAGCACGUUAACGCGGAAAGGGACGUCAUCGGUGGUCAGGUCGGCACGGGGGCGCACGAGACGAAAUCGGCUCUCACCUCUGCACGGCUUUCGACAGCGCAGAUCCCGAUGACCGCCGUCACCGUCGCAGCGACGCUCUUCAGCGUAACGGCCACGCCCGUCGUGCAGUGGUCGAUGCGGCGCCGUGUGCAGCUCUUCAAACCUCUGAGCUACGCCUACGCGGUCCUCGCGACGUUGGGCUGGGGGGCUUUUCUGCUCCUGCUGUCGCGCUUUCUGGUGCUGUGGGGGCUGCUGGGGCUGGAGAGGGUGUCGGUGACGUCCCCCAUUACACGAGUGGGGCUGUCCUGCUUCCUGCCUUCGUCGGAGUUCUCGUCGUGGCUGCGGCAGGCGUGCGACGCGGCUACGGUGGACGCGCAGGGGUCGUACGCCACCACCGGCGAAGGGCUAACGCUGACGGCGGCGUUUGAGGGCGCUGUCGAGGGCUUCGUGUGGUGCUUCCCAUUUUUGUGUCUCCUCGCCGGCAAUCUCUUCCAGACCCACGCCUUCCUGCGCGAGGCGGCCGCGCAGGAGCGGGUCCAAAGAGCUGUGGAAUCCGUUCUGAAGCUGUUCGAAGUGCAGCGUGGUGCGGUGGGCUCGCCGUCCGACCCCGCCACGUUGACGAGCCCCUUGUCGCCGUCGACGCAGGGUCGCAAUGCUCAACUUGGGCGACUGCUGCGCACCAUCGCUGGCCCGCGUGUGGCUGCCGCCUCUGCCACGGCCGAGUUCGACAACGCCUCCAUGACGUCUGAAAACGUCCACAACAGCAGCAGCGCGGACCUGGAGGACCUGAGGGCGGUGCACGACGCGGCGCGAUACAUGACCUUUACGCUCUGUGCCGCCACCAGCGCCGCAUUCCUCAGUGCAGCGUUUCUCGCCGACGCGCAGCCCAUCAUGACGCUCGGCUUCGGCGCCGUAGGCACAGCGACGCUGGGGCUGUCGUGUGUCGCGCUGCACUACGUCUACGGCACACGCGUCCACAAGGGCACGCGGUCCUUGGACGCGUCGGCCGCAUCGCCGCGGGUGCCGGUGUACACCUUUUUCAUGCCCUUUGUGGGUGGUACGAAGUUUGUCGUGCUGCAGUCCGUGGGCUGGAUCAGCUUCACCUGUGUCGCGAGUUUCAUGAUCGCCUGCGCGCUGGAGGGAAAAGGGACGGCGGUGAUUUUUCUCGUGAUGACCGUGCUCAGCAUUGCGGCGCAGGCGACGCUGUGGCGCUCCGUGGGCUGCUUCGACGAGUCGAAGGUGCUCGAGCGGGGCUUUUUGCAGCGCAACGCGGAGGGCUUCCUGGCUGCGCUCUCCGUCGUGGCGACCGUGUCCUUCUGUCGGCUCUACGACAUGGCCGAGCAAGGCCGGGCCACGGCGCACGUCGCCACCUCGAUGGUGCCGGUGGUCGUGUGCAGCAUCGCAGUUUGCUUUGCUGUGCCGCUGGGGCUGCUGUCGCUGCAGCGGCAGGCGGAGCUCUACGGCCUCGGCUCCUUCGCGGCGUGGCUCGCGAACGAGGACGACGACAACGAUGCCGCCGUGGACGACGACGACAACAACAAUGACGAUCAGCCCGAGCUGGAGACAGGUGUGGAGGACACGAGCGAGAGGACCGCGGAGGGGGGCGGCGCGCUGCCACGUGCGGCCUCUUCUCGACUGCACAGCCGCGGCCCGAGUGCAGGGAUGGGCGCGAGCAGCUCCACGGUUGGCUCACCUGCUUCUGGUGAGGACGGCGUCUCCUCGCCCGGCCUGCCGCACUCCAUCUACUCCCGCUCCAACACGGAGACUUCGUUUUCACCGCUGCUGGGCACCCCGGGUGUGGUGCGGCGGCGAGUGUGGUCUACCCUCACGCGGCGCAGCGGCAGCGGCACGCGUCGACGCAGCCUUGCCGCGGUCGUCUUCUACCUCCUCUCCACCGUGCUGGCGAUGCUGAUUAUUGUGGUGUUGCCGUUUGCGCUCGUGUUCAUGGGAUACGCCUAUUACACGCAGCGGGCCACGGUGACGUACGGCCUCGCCGUGCGCGCGGUCGAGGCGCUGCUGUGCUGCUUCACGGCGCUGGUGGUGCUGCCGAUCAUCGUCGUGCCCGUACUCGGCCGCUCCUCGACGCUGCGCAACGUACACAGCGCGUUCUGCUGCUGGGCUCUCUACAACAUCCCGACCUACACGUUCCUCGGUGGCAUCUCGACUCCCUUCCUGUACAACUGCCGCGGCACGCACCUCUUUACCAUCAACAUGUGCUCCAUGGCGCUGCUGUCGAACCUGCCGUACAUGCCCAUCGCCAUGUCCAUCUUCAGCGUGUGCUCGUUUGUCUACUUUCUGAAGUACCACUUCUACGACGGCCUGUACACCCACAAGCAUGAGCUGGCGCCGGUGCAGUGCGUUGUCGACUUCGCCAUCGCGAUCUUCUGGCUGUGCUACCAACGGCGCUACCACGGCCGGCCAGAGAUCACCGGCCGCCUGGAGAGCCGACGGGCCACGCGCUUCUUCCAGCAGUACUUCUUCCGUGGCUUCGUUUACUACUUCUCGAUGCGGGUGAUUGUCGGAGACGGCUACGUGCUACCGCAGGAGGAGCCUUACGUGUCUGACCGGAGCGAGGUGCCCCGCGUCGACCUGAGCAACCCGAAAAAUCAGUACAUGUUCUCCUUCCACCCGCACGGUGUGUUUCCCGGCACCUCCAUGGUGGUCCCGAAGACCGAGAUAUGGGAGAAGGCGGUGGGUCGGUGCAAGGAGCACUUCGUGUCCACGCACUGCGCCGAUAUCGUCUUCAACGUGCCGCUGAUGCGUGACUUUCCAAUGUGCCUCGGCGCCAUGAGUGUCAGCCGGCGCGGCAUCGAGAGCAGUUUGAAGCACGGCAACAGUCCAUUGAUUGUGACGGGCGGCCAGUCGGAGAUGCUGCUGACACGCAUGUCGGACAACGAAAUGCACGUGGUGUGCCAUCACAUUGGCUUCAUUCGCAUGGCCAUCAAAAACGGCGUCCCGCUGGUGCCCGUCAUCUCCUUUUCGGAGAGCAACAUCCUCGACAACGUACACUGCAUCCGCCUCCAGCGCUGGUUCUUGAAUCGGAUCGCUUUUCCAUUUCCCACUCUGCCGAUCGGCCGUUGGUACCUGCCGCUGCCGACCACGAAGCCGGUGACCAUCGUUGUUGGCCAGCCCAUCUCCCCCCUUCCCGGCCGCGACAACGCCGACGACCCGGCGCACGUGGAGGAGCUGCGUCUGCGCUACUUUGAGCACUUGGAGGUGCUCUUCUACAAGUACCGUGCGAAGGCUGGCUACCCGGCGAUGGAGCUGUACCUGCACAACGGCAUCUACAACCCGGGCGUCCGCAGCACCCCCUCCGUGACGACACCACUCUUGUCGGGUACAACGCAGCGGCAGGACAAGGCGGACUUGUCGGUGGAGAUGUUCGAUAGCGCGGUGCGGCGGGCCUUCUCCAUGUCUCCCGAUGAAAAGGCCGGUGCGCGAGCCAUGACCACCACUCAGCCAACGGAUGCUAUGGACAAAGCCAUGAAGACGGCAACCACACAGGAAGCACAGAAGGUGUAG